This is a messenger RNA of Acanthamoeba castellanii str. Neff, 165 nucleotides long. RefSeq lists its product as uncharacterized. The record is from RefSeq and is a predicted model, not a curated record. Bases 1 to 165 code for a protein of 54 amino acids. The transcript is spliced from 2 exons. Lineage: Eukaryota; Discosea; Longamoebia; Acanthamoebidae.
AUGCCGGAGUGGGCCAGCGAGCUGCGACUGCGCGGGGCCUGCCUGGCGGGCAAGCCCGGCCUCAUUGUGAUCGAGGGCGACUCGCAGCGCGUGCGUGAGUUCGUUAGGAAGAUGACAGCACAAAACGCUUUCCGGCGUUCAAGGAGGUCACCUUCGACGGCCUGA